AUGGUCAACUCACCUACCUUACUCGGCCUACCAGUCGAAUUGCAGAUCGAAAUUGCAAGACAGCUCGACAGUGACGCUCUGAGCGCGCUACGCUUGUGCUGUCGCGAGCUCGCCGUCAAUACUAUGGACCACUUUGGUAAAGAGUACUUCCUACAUCGCACACACCUGUACACUACACACUCGCUUCUGGCUCUGCGCGACAUCACGGAGACGACAAAACUCGCGCGCCACAUGAAAUUCAUCACGCUGGUCGUCGUUGGUGUUGAAAAUCAGCGUAGCUCGCCUCCAUCUUGUCUCAUUUCUAAGAAGGAUCUCGCGACUGCGGACUCAGAGAGACUCUGGUACGAGGAGGAGCGCCACAAUAUCCAAGCCAACGGAACCACAUACCUCCAACAAAUCUUCACCAAUUUGAAGAAACUCGGAGUGGGUCGAAGCCUGGAAAUCAUGGGUAGACUGUGGGAUACGAGGCCAGGUGAUGAUGUUCAACAGAUCAAGGAUGGCAGCGAGGACUGCGCGCGCUACAAGAGACCCACAUAUGUCUACGGCACGUCAUACUUCAUUGCGCAUGUUUAUCCAUGGGCGACUCUUCCUCAAAUCGAAUACGGAAGCAUCAGUUUUGCAGCUCAAGGCGUCAAAGACGCACUGAUCCGCACUGAACAUGCGAUGGAGUGGUUGGACCUAGGAUGCGAUGGCACUGGUUAUCAUGAGCAGCAGACCAACUUCUGGGAGCUCUCUAAUUCCCAGCUCGCAAGCCUUUCGGCGUCAUGGUCGAGUCUCAAAUCUCUAAGGCUUGCAUUUGAGGCAGCUGUUCCUUCGAAAUCUCUCUCGGCUUUACUCAGCUCGGCUACGGGACUGGACGAGAUCGGCAUUAAUUCUCGCCACGCAGCCUACUUGCAAGUGUUCGACCAGAAUCUUCGCAGAAACCAACUGAAGUCUGUUUUGAUCCUUCAGAUGGAUUGCGAGUACGAAGAACUCGUCCGAUUUGUCGCUCGUCAAAGCAAAAGUCUGGAGAUCCUGGACUUCGGCGAAUUGCUGCUGGGGACGGCAGACGAGCCCGAAAAUUGGGAGUUGUGGAAACUAUUCUUCGGUGUUGCAUCCAAGUGCUUAAACUUGAAGGACCUGAGGCUCUUCUGCCUGCUCGCGUGGUCCCAGCAUUCGGGGCAUAAGAGGUAUUUUCUUCCCAACGGUCGUGAUAGCUAUCACCUUCAUGUGACAGAGGGUGAGGUGGAGAGCCAGAUGGUAUCAAUCUCGAAGAUUGGUAUUGGUUGUGACACUGCUGAGAUCGAAGACCCCGAGAUCGAGGACACCGAUGAAGAGGAAGACGGCGAGGAGGAAGACGGCGACGAGGAAGGCGGCGUGGAAGAAGACGGCGAGGAGGAAGACAGCGAAAACGACGCUGAUGACGAGGAAUCAAAUGGGAGAUUUGAUGAGCGAGUGAUGAGGGGAGUGAAAGAAUGGAAGUUGUACGAGCAGAUGUAG
This is a messenger RNA of Ramularia collo-cygni, 1479 nucleotides long. RefSeq lists its product as uncharacterized. Lineage: Eukaryota; Fungi; Ascomycota; Dothideomycetes; Mycosphaerellales; Mycosphaerellaceae. The record is from RefSeq and is a predicted model, not a curated record. The coding region runs from base 1 to 1479 and encodes 492 amino acids. The transcript has a single exon.